CUUAGAGAAAUGUCACAAUACUUCUCAUAGUAAAAUUAUUGAGCAAAUAACAAGUCAGUUAGUUAAUAUUAAUCAAGAGCAGCUUGCUAUAUUACUUGAAUUUUUAAAUACUGGAUCUGUAACUAAUAAAGAACUUAUGGAUCAGAAAUUAUCUUUAUUUAAUAAUGAUAAUGCUAUAACAAAGAAACUUACAGAUCAGAAGUUAUCAUUAUCUAAUAAUGGACCUGUAACUAAUGAAGAACUUACAGAUCAGGAAUUAUCAUUAUCUCCUUUAACUAAUGAAGAACUUACGAAUCAGGAAUUAUUAUUAUCUUCUGUAACUAAUGAAGAACUUACAAAUCAGAAAUUAUCUUCAUUUAGUAAUGUUAUAACAAAAGAACUAAUGGAUUAUCUGCUGAUUCCUAUUGAUGGCUGUCUAAAUGUCUUUAUAGCAGUUGCAGAAGAUGUGAUACAUGAUGAUGGUGGUGGAGAAUGA
Racocetra fulgida is the source of this 475-nucleotide messenger RNA. The record is from the annotation of a GenBank genome assembly. Lineage: Eukaryota; Fungi; Glomeromycota; Glomeromycetes; Diversisporales; Gigasporaceae.